UUUUUUUUCAAUGUACCUAAAAGCUCUUAAAGGCCCAUCUUAGCACAAGGCAAAAUACCCGGAUGCACAAUGCCCUCCGAAGCAGAAUUCAUCAACAACUUCGCCCCCAUCGGAGUAUCAGGAGACUCGAAAUCACAAAUAACAAUGGCACCAGCGUUGGGUUUGAAGAGUAAUGCAAUCCAAGGGGCCGAAUCGAGCAGUUGCCCUUUCUGCACUUCAAAUCAAUUAUGUCGCCGUCAUGUCUUCAACUUUUUGGAUUCUCCAACCGAGCUUCGUGUCGCUAUUUAUCACAAGGCGUUGUAUCGCGAUGAGCCAAUCAACCUCAUAAAGAAAAUCCCAGUAGUCUCCCAAAGGCACACAAGAAGCCAGAGACUUGCCCUAAGACAUGGAAGAAGGAGCAGUGAUUCUGAUUCGGACGUAUUGGAAGGCCGUGUGAAUCAAGUGCGGAGAAAACAUAUUCCACGCACUGCAGAAGAUCCCUUGGCUCCCCAGGUCCUGGUACUCUGCAAGCAGAUCUACCAUGAGGCCCUUCCUGUAUUGUACAGAGAGAAUUCUCUUAACUUGCACCUUGAAUUGUCCCUUCUGCCCUUAACUCGACUCCGUCAGCCGACACGCUCGUUGAUAAGACACGCUUUGAUCACGAUAUACGACCAUGGCGACGUUCUCAAUGGAGCCUUCAAUAAUAUAUUCACCAACGGACUACGUUACUGCUUUGGCCUCGAGAGUCUCGAAAUCAUUACAAAAGUGCCAAUGCCUCGUGACAGAGCAUAUGACUUGAACUUCCACAUAUUGCGCUGGUUGCCCAAGGGCUGUAAAGUCGAAGUCAAGGGCAAUCACGUGCCUGAGAGCAUCAAGAAGAUGAUUGAUGAGCAAAACAUGCUCAGGGAGAAACUAGACCUGCAUACAUAUUAUCGAAGACAGAUACAGACGUAUUACAUGGAGAGAGGCCAGCAGAUUGAGCACUUUGUGGAUGGUAUUGGGGUGGGCGUGGACAACCAAGAUUGAUAUCUUGAAAAAAAAAACGCACCAACAGAUUAAAGGGUGGAAGCUCGGAUCAAUGCUCGUUUUUCAAGGGAAAGAAGUGUAGUGAGUCUUCGUCUACUCAGACUUCUUUGUCCCGUCACCUGGCUUGACCAGUUCAGGAUAGUCUAAUGAUGAUAUGAAUGGUAUGCCAAUCUUUGUAUAUGUGCGGUAGAAGAUGUAGUCCUUGCCAAAGAAAAC
Molecule: messenger RNA, 1221 nt
Organism: Verruconis gallopava
Lineage: Eukaryota; Fungi; Ascomycota; Dothideomycetes; Venturiales; Sympoventuriaceae
Exons: 3
Coding region: 70-1005 (311 amino acids)
Source: RefSeq, a predicted model, not a curated record